GGAAAGUAGGUUAGUGGUGCGACAUUUAGGGAAGGCAGAAAGUAGGUCAGGGACGGAGGUGCCUGUUUACCCGCGCCGGACUCACCGCCGCCGCCGCCGCCGCGGGAUCCGAGUGGGGGCGCGGGCGCAGGCGCUCCCGGCAAGCCACGGUGGUGCUGACUAGAGUGUGUGCUUUUGGACCCAAGUUUCACUUUUCAGAUGUGGAAUCCUGGGCCUUUGUUGGUUUUUAGAAGAAGUUGACUGUCUGGAAGGAAAUUACAAAACAUGAAAAUCUCUUUAAGGUGACCAGCACGUCCAGCAGCCCUUGCUCCUCCAAAGCUGGAUCUGAAGUUUAAGAACCAUAACGUCAGAACACUCAAAUAUGGCAGACCAGCGAAUGGACAUUUCCUCAACCAUCAGUGACUUCAUGUCCCCGGGUCCCACUGACCUCCUCUCCAGCUCUCUCGGCACCAGUGGCAUGGAUUGCAAUCGCAAACGGAAAGGCAGCUCCACUGACUACCAUUCACAGGUCGAAUAUGGGGAGCACAGUGGCUGGAGGUCAGAUGCCCACUAGGAGAUGCUAUGAUUAAUAUAGAAAGCAUGGACACAGACAAAGAUGACCCUCAUGGAAGGUUAGAAUACACAGAGCACCAAGGAAGGAUAAAAAAUGCAAGGGAAGCUCACAGUCAGAUUGAAAAGAGACGCCGGGAUAAAAUGAACAGUUUUAUUGAUGAAUUGGCUUCCUUGGUACCAACAUGCAAUGCAAUGUCCAGGAAACUAGAUAAACUUACUGUGCUCAGGAUGGCUGUUCAGCACAUGAAAACGUUAAGAGGUGCCACCAAUCCAUACACAGAAGCAAACUACAAACCAACGUUUCUGUCAGAUGAUGAAUUGAAACACCUCAUUCUCAGGGCAGCAGAUGGAUUUUUGUUUGUCGUAGGAUGUGACCGAGGGAAGAUUCUAUUUGUCUCAGAGUCUGUCUUUAAGAUCCUCAACUACAGCCAGAAUGACCUGAUUGGUCAGAGUUUGUUCGACUACCUGCAUCCUAAAGAUAUUGCCAAAGUCAAGGAGCAGCUCUCCUCUUCUGACACUGCACCCCGGGAGCGGCUCAUAGAUGCAAAAACUGGACUUCCAGUUAAAACAGAUAUAACCCCUGGGCCAUCUCGGUUAUGUUCUGGAGCACGGCGUUCUUUCUUCUGUAGGAUGAAGUGUAACAGGCCUUCAGUAAAGGUCGAAGACAAGGACUUCCCCUCCACCUGCUCUAAGAAAAAAGAUCGAAAAAGCUUCUGCACAAUCCACAGCACAGGCUAUUUGAAAAGCUGGCCACCCACAAAGAUGGGGCUAGAUGAAGACAACGAGCCAGACAACGAAGGGUGUAACCUCAGCUGCCUUGUCGCGAUCGGACGACUGCAUUCUCACGUGGUUCCACAGCCAGUGAAUGGGGAGAUCAGGGUGAAAUCUAUGGAAUACGUUUCUCGACAUGCAAUAGAUGGGAAGUUUGUUUUUGUAGACCAGAGGGCAACAGCUAUUUUGGCUUAUUUACCACAAGAACUUCUAGGCACAUCAUGUUACGAAUAUUUUCACCAAGAUGAUAUAGGCCAUCUUGCUGAAUGCCAUAGGCAAGUUUUACAGACGAGAGAAAAGAUAACAACUAAUUGUUAUAAGUUUAAAAUCAAAGAUGGUUCUUUCAUCACAUUACGGAGUCGCUGGUUCAGUUUCAUGAACCCUUGGACCAAGGAAGUAGAAUACAUUGUCUCCACCAACACUGUUGUUUUAGCCAACGUCCUGGAAGGCGGGGACCCAACCUUCCCACAGCUCACAGCGUCCCCCCACAGCAUGGACAGCAUGCUGCCCUCUGGAGAAGGUGGCCCAAAGAGGACCCAACCCACUGUUCCAGGGAUCCCAGGAGGAACCAGGGCUGGGGCAGGAAAAAUAGGUCGAAUGAUUGCUGAGGAAAUCAUGGAAAUCCACAGGAUAAGAGGCUCCUCACCUUCUAGCUGUGGCUCCAGCCCAUUGAACAUCACAAGUACACCUCCCCCUGAUGCCUCUUCACCAGGAGGCAAGAAGAUUUUAAACGGAGGGACUCCAGACAUUCCUUCCAGUGGCCUACUACCAGGGCAGGCUCAGGAGAACCCAGGUUAUCCAUAUUCUGAUAGUUCUUCUAUUCUUGGCGAGAACCCCCACAUAGGAAUCGACAUGAUAGAUAAUGACCAAGGCUCAAGUAGUCCUAGCAAUGACGAAGCGGCAAUGGCUGUCAUCAUGAGCCUUUUGGAAGCUGACGCUGGACUGGGUGGUCCUGUUGACUUUAGCGACUUGCCAUGGCCAUUGUAAACACUACAUGUUGCUUUGGCGACAGCUACAGUAUCAAAGUGCAUUACUGGUGGAGUUUUACAGUCUGUGAAGCUUAAUGGAUAAGAAGAGAACAGCUUUUAUGUGCUGUCUUCAUAAAAGCCAUCUCAGAGCCAUUGAUACAAGUCAAUCUUUUUAUGUGUAACUUCAGACAAAGUGGAACUAAGCCUGCUUCAGUGUGUCCUCAUCAUUGAUUAUUGGGCUAGCUGUGGAUAGCUUGCAUUAAUUGUAUAUUUUGGAUUCUGUUUGUGUUGAAUUUUUUAAUCAUUGUGCACAGAAGCAUCAUUGGUAGCUUUUAUAUGCAAAUGGUCAUUUCAGAUGUAUGGUGUUUUUACACUACAAAGAAGUCCCCCAUGUGGAUAUUUCUUAUACUAAUUGUAUCAUAAAGCUGUUUAUUCUUCCUUGUAAGAAUCCUUUACUAUAAAUAUGAGUUAAAGUAUAAUGUAUUAGACAGUUACAUAUUUUUAAUAAAUGUUUCCCUUGUUCUAUAAA
This is a messenger RNA of Elephantulus edwardii (Cape elephant shrew), 2820 nucleotides long. It is a transcript of the gene BMAL1, whose product is annotated as aryl hydrocarbon receptor nuclear translocator-like. The coding region runs from base 562 to 2310 and encodes 582 amino acids. Gene Ontology annotation, molecular function: RNA polymerase II cis-regulatory region sequence-specific DNA binding; protein dimerization activity; DNA-binding transcription factor activity, RNA polymerase II-specific. The record is from RefSeq and is a predicted model, not a curated record. The transcript has 20 exons. NCBI's taxonomy places the organism in Eukaryota, Metazoa, Chordata, Mammalia, Macroscelidea, Macroscelididae. Gene Ontology annotation, biological process: regulation of transcription by RNA polymerase II; circadian rhythm. Gene Ontology annotation, cellular component: cytoplasm; aryl hydrocarbon receptor complex; transcription regulator complex.